GCCAGAGGCAGCGUGACUGCACGCGCCAGUGCUGCGAUCGCGGCGGAGGAUAGCGCUGCCCGUGCCCAGCCUCGUCGUCGUCGUCGUCGUCGUCGUCGUCGUCGUCGUCGUGGUCGCAGAGAGCGAGAGAUAGUGCGAGGGACAGUGCGCGAGUGCGAGAGAGCGAGGGGCGCGCGGGCGUCCAUGUCGCAGGCGGCCGCGCCAUGCUUCCCCGGCUGGCCCUGCUGCCGCCGCUGCCGCCGCUGCCGCCGCUGCUGCUGCUGCUGCUGCUGCUGCUGCUGAGGGCCGCGGGCCGCGCGGACGCCUGCCCGAGCGCCUGCAGCUGCAAGUGGAAGGCCGGCAAGGAGUGGGUGGAGUGCGCGGCCCGGGGCCUGCAGGGCCUGCCGCAGGGCGCGCGCGAGGAGACGCAGGUGCUCGACCUCUCGGGCAACCAGCUGUUCAGCCUCGAGGCCGAGGGCUUCCUCGCGCUGCGGCUGGUCAACCUGCAGCGGCUCUACCUGGCGCGCUCGCGGCUGCGCUCGGUCGCGCGGCUCGCGCUCAGCGGCCUGCAGGGCCUCGUCGAGCUCGACCUGGCGGACAACGAGCUCGAGCAGCCGCCCACGGAGAGCUUCGCCUCGGUGCCGAACCUCAUGCGGCUCGGCCUCGCCGGCAACCCCCUCGGCGAGCUGCGCCGCGAGGCCUUCCGCCAGCUGGCCCAGCUGACCUUCCUCGACCUGAGCAGGUGCCGGCUGGCGCGCCUCGAGGCCGGCGCGUUCGCCGGGCUGCACGCGCUCGAGUGGCUCAAGCUGCAGGACAACCUGCUGCGGCAGGUGCCGCCCGCGACGCUGCCGACGAGCGCGGGCCUGCACGGGCUGCCGCUCCACGGCAACCCCUGGCUCUGCGACUGCGAGCUGGCGGCGCUGCGCGACUGGCUGGUCGCCUCGCAGGCCCAGGCGCCCCAGGACGCGGAGCCGAGCUGCCAGGGGCCGGAGCGGCUGCGCGCCCGGCCCGUGCGCCUGCUCAAGCCCCAGGAGCUCGCCUGCCUGCCGAGCGUGCGGCUGCCCGCCAGCCCGCUCGACGUCUACGAGGGCGACAACGUCACGCUGCUCUGCGAGGUGCAGGCCGUGCCCCAGGCCGCGGCCGGCUGGCUCGUCAACGGGCGCAGCCUCGACCUGGACGCCGAGCCGGAGCCCAGCGAGCUGCCGCGGAGAGUCAGGUACAGCUACGUCGAGCAGAGCAGCGAGAACAAGAUCAGCGCCAGCCUGGAGAUACUCGAAGUGGAGAGCGUGGACGAGGGCAGCUACGUCUGCCAGGCGGAGAACGCGGCGGGCAGCGCCCGGGGCAACCUGACGCUGCGCGUGCUGCGGCGCGAGCGCAGCACCGUCGAGCCGCCGGCCGAGAGCCCCGGGGCCGGCUACGCGGCGGCCAUAGCCGCGGGCGCCCUCCUCGGCACGCUCCUCGCCCUGGGCUGCCUCUUCCUCGGCAUCUUCCUCUACGCGCGCCGGCUGCGCAGCCACUCGAAGAGCAACCUCAAGCAGCCCUCGACGGCCGGCAGCAGCGUGGUGCCGCCCUCUAUCCUGAAGAAGCCCAGCGGCGACAAGCCGAGCAAGCCGGCCUGCGAGCCCGAGGGCGCCACGAGCGCCUACGCGCCGGCCUCCGCGGCCGCGGUCCUCAUGCCCACCGCCAGCGGGCGGCUCGAGCAGCCCGGCUACGGGCCCGCCGCGGCCGAGCUCAACGAGUUCGGCGAGCUCAGCGAGGUGCUCUACCUGCAGCAGCGCCGCUUCAUCGAGCCCGACCUGAUCAACGAGGUGCCCCAGGUCGAGAGCGGCCUGCCGGGCGGCUACCUCGAGCCCAGCUACCGGCGCGCCUGCCUCGACAGCGCCUACUCCAACUGCCUGGACCGCGACGGCUACCCGCUCAACUUCGGCCUGCCCAAGCUGGGCCCCGUGACGCCGCAGCAGCGCGGCAGCGCCACCUGCAGCGAGACCCUGCCGCGCAUCAGGCAGCGCCAGCAGCUCAUGCUCUCGGGCUCGGCGGCCGUGCCGACGAUCCGGCUGUCGCGCGAGGCCGAGUUCCUGGCGCGCGCCGCCGGCUACCCCUGCCCCGGCAACCAGCCGGUCCUCGAGAUCGGCUACGCGGCCCUGGUCCAGCCGACGCCGUUCAUACCCUCGCCGCCGGCGGCCUACCGCAGCGAGCCCGCGGCCCUCUCGCCGCGCUCGCUCCUCCAGGCCAAGACGCAGCUAGAGGGCGCCGUCGGCGGCGCGUGCCCGAGCAACGCGCCGCCGGCGCUGAUGCAGCUGCCCCACCCGCGGCACCCGCAGCACCAGCAGCACCAGCCGCACCAGCCGCACCAGGCCCCGCUGGACCCGUCCGAGAACCGCGAGGGCAUCGAGCACCCGGAGAGCCCGGACGAGGGCUACGUCGGCGACGCCAUGGACGUCUGAGCCCGAUGAUCCUCUGCGGCCGCCGGCCGCCCUCCCUCCUAGCUCUCUCUUUCUCGUCUCGUCCGUACCGCGCUAGCACCUCUUGCGACAUGCAGUUGACAUCGGGGCGCGGCCCCUAGUCUCACCUGCUCACACGGGACGAAGCGUCGCUCUCGCACACCUGCGCACCGCAUCUUAAGUAGAGUACCUCUCGUGAUUUUGACCACGCGAAAUUGCAAGUUAUGCGCGCGGGGAAAAUCCUCGCGGGGUUCGGAGGUGAGAAAUUUUCUAAAUCGAUGUGCUGCACAGCCCCUGCACGUAAUGCGUGUACACACACACACACACGCGCACACACACACACACACACAGGCCGCGAGUCCCGCGUGGAUUCAUAGCCGUGUACGCGUAUUCCUUCUGGGACUAGCCUCUCGCGCGGAAGUUAGGAGGCCCUUUUAUUUCGUUACUAAUGCCGCUCUCUCAGCUCAUAAAUCUGCCCGUAAACACAAAGUACAAUUUGCAUAACGAAGUAGCUGAUUAUAGCGUAGAAUGUAUGUAUGUUGUAUCUACUCUGGAUUUGUCCAAAAGACUCCUGCGUUCUCGCUGUACAAGUACUAUAAGCGAACACAGACUUGGGUGCAAUUUCGCGUGGGAUCAAAAUUUACAUUAUACACACACAAGGACGCGCGCGCGCGCGACACACAUUCUUAUAUAACUUAUAUAAUAUGAUAUCGCCGCCCGGACAUAAUUAGCCGCUAAUUGAAACCCGCGCAUCCUUUUUAUACCGACGACAUAAUGACGAUCGCAUAGUACGUCCCGCUUAAUAUAUGCAUACGCGAACUUGUUAUAACUGAAUGUAGUCAAUCACCGCUCGCCGAUAAGCAACCGGCAUGAUAAUUUUGCAUUCCGGAGCGAAACGCAGGAGUAGCGAGAGCUGACGCUUCGCCCCUAUAGUUUUCAGCUACUGCAGUGGAUAAACGAAAGCGCGCGCGUGCGCUUUGACGUAUAGCGACUCAAUAUUACUUAUUACUGGUGUGUGUGUGUGUGUGUGUGUGUGUGUGUGUGUGUGUGUGGUGCGCGAGCGAAUGAGCAGAGAGCGUCGCAUUUUUUUCAAGAGGUUUUCUAUGUACGAGCUGAAGUUUUCUAGUCUUUUUACGGCAGUUAUUACUUACGGCGGUAUAUAGAAGUGCGUAUAACCGAUAUAUGCGACACACGUAUGAAAUAUAUCUAGAAAAGCAGUGGACGGCACACAGCGAACAAUAAAGGGGCGCGUGUGUGUGGAGAGCGGAAGUAACGGCAGGAUAGUAAAAGUGCUCUAAACUGUAUGGUACGGCGGGGCGAAAGUAUUGUGUCGCCGAUGAUGAACUGUCCGCGCGAGUAACCGCGUCACGCCGCACGUAUGCAGUACUUAUUGCAGAGAGAAGGAAUGAGAGUAUGUAUGUUUACGUCGAGCAUAAGCAGCGGAGGCGAUAUUAAACGUAAAAGUAUAAUACAGGGUGUUCUUCAGUAUAUAUACAGCGCGACGCGGAUACGACCGAGAUUUCCGGGUCGCGGUGUAUCUCGCAAAUCCACAUAAAACACAUAGAAAGGUAAAUUGUAUGCGCAUACGAAAUGAUAAGGGUACAAGAGAGAGAGAGAGAGAGAGAGAGAGAGAGAGAGAGAGAGAGAGAGAGAGAGAGAGAGAGAGAGCGCGAGAGGGAGAAGCCACAGAGAGGCGAGAGAGUGAAAACCAUGUUUUUAAUGUGCGACUGGCGCGGAUAUAAAUUAAUGAAUACGUGAUAAUGGGUGUGUAUAAAAACAGGCGCACGCGCAUAUUCGCGAUACGCGUAUGCACGUGCGCGCACGCGGUAGCUCGUAGCAGUAGUAGUUUGUAGGUCAAGCACCAAAGAGUGAGACAAGUGUGAUUCUCAACCAAAGUGCACAAGCCGCGGGGAAUAAUAACGCAAUUUCGAAAAUUAAAAACUUGAUGGCCCUUCAUUUCCGUAUACUUGGCUGUCUGUAAUUCUAUGGUAUUCCGAUUGUUUGUUUGUUUUUCGUCUCGCUCUGUAUACUCAUCGCCGUGGUAUUCCUGACGAUUUAAAUCUGUUUUCGAGCCUCUUUUCAAUCCACAUUCAACACACACACACACACACACGCGCGCGCGCGAUGAAUUGAAUUCAUCAUCGCACAGGGAUGAGUCGCCGUCAGUAUGGUUGCGCGCAAUAUUGGCAACUUUAUGACAAAAAAAGAAUUGAUCGUUAUAUUUUUACUCCGACAAUUAAUGACGCUUUCAACGAAUCCCGCGCGCGACAAAAGAGAUUUAAAAACUGCAUAUAGUAUAGCCGCACCCGACAAUUUCUGACACGUCUUCUGCGUCGGGCAAUAUAUGAAACGCGCUUUCACCGCGUAUCGGGCCGACUUUUAAUUUCAUUAUACGUCGUCACACGCACGGCUACCGAAAAUCUAUUGGCCACUUCAAAGAGAAUAUUCGCUGCAGCGAGCAGAGACGACGAACGAAGCACAUUUUUUGACAGCAAAGCCUCCGAGCAACGCGACGAACCCAAGGCGGACAUUUUUGAAUAAAAAUAUAUGCGAUAUCGUUUUUUUCUGAUCGUAAGGUAUAUUAGGUCGACCAAUUUUUUACACGCGGCCAAUGCGCAGUAAUGAAAGUAUUUUAAGGCGCAGAAAAGUUAACUAUAUAUUUGCCGAAGAAAUUAGCUUAUUUUAACUAAUUUCGCCGCGCCAAUUAGCUAACUUUUCUAACUAAAUUUAUCUUCAGCUACUUUCGAGUAAAGCAGAUCUACGGGAAAAUACUAACUUUGUGAGUGUGCGAGACUUUAGCUUAAAUUCCGCGUAAAUAAUAUUCAAAGUUCUCCCAGUCGACUCAGGAAGGACUAGAUUACUCGUUUAUCGAUUAACGCUACGUAGCUAUAUUGUGAUGAAAUAUGGCGCUCGAUCGAGUGCGAAGUUCCGCAAAAUCACCUCGAAAAAGUUGGAAAGCGCGCGGCAUACAUAAAUACAACCAUACCGCCCGCAUUCGACGACUCACCCCCGCCAUUCUUCGCGAGAGAAUUGUAAAGAGAUUCUCGUACACUUGCGUUGAUUCCUUCUUAAAAGUAUAAACAACGUUAUCGUUCGCGAAAGCGAACCCAAGUCAACACGUGCCAACGCAGUAGAUUCGAGGCAUGCUUGCAAUCAGAAAAAUUCAACUGAUUAUCAUAGAAAAUAAAUGUUCAGAACGUGCCGAAAUACUUAACAACGAGACACCGAAUUCCCAUAACCGACGAGAGACAAUAUUUUUCCAAUGAAAAAAAUUCAGCAUCUAUUUUUUAUCGAUAUGAGCUUCGAAAAUUUGAUUGCCAAGAAAACAGAUUUAAAUUCUCAGAAACAACAUCAUGAUUGAGGUUUUUUAUACCAUUAUUACGAACUCUGAAAUAUACGAAAUGCGCGUACCGAUACCGCAUAUACGGUAUCAGUACUACAAUUGUGAUGUAAUAAUGGAUACGUGAAGCCACACGAAACGAACGAAAUUUCAUAAUAAUACAUGCUAUGGAAAUUAUCUCGUAACUUAUUGAGCUUAAUUAUAAUCAAUUAAUUAUACAGAAAAAAUCUGACACAUUUCCCCAAUCGAUGACUUCGUACCAACAAUCGAAUCAUAUAUAGAAACCAUUUAUUGUAUAAUCGACGUUUUAGAUGACAAUUUAACAAUGUUUUACCUAUAUGUUUUAUAUCACCAAUUAUUGUAGUGAAACUUCAAGCGAGUUUGAUUUCUGAAUACAUUAUUAUUAUUAUGAACUUAUAAUGCGAAGAACUUUUAUAAUACUCCUCGAAAUGAGUUGUUCAAAGGAUUUCAAUAAAACAAAAUAAAUUGCGUCGCACUCGACUUUAUGUGCGUGUAUUUUGUGCAAUGAUAAAAAAUUAGAAAAUAUAAAUCGUACGAAAUUAAAAAGAUGUUGCUUUUGAAUCAUCAUAUCGUCGCUCCCUACGAAGACUAGCAUAGUUCAAAUUUUCAAACGAAAACUAGCACAGCUCACGAUUUGCCGCCAAUAGUAGCACAAUUCGCGACUUUAUAUUACUUAAAAUGUGAGGAUUUUACGUUUUUAUUGGGUUAUUUGGUUGGUUAAGUUCAUGAAAACCUUGGACAAAGACCGGCAAACUUCGGAGUUUUAAAAAGUUGCGGAAAUUUCUAAAAAAGGUGAACAAUUAAAAAAAAUUAUUGUAUUUGGGAAAACCUGAUAAAUUAUGAAUAUUUAAAAAUGUGCAUUAGGAACAGUUUCGCAAAAAUCGGAACAUUUUUAUAGAAAUUGGUUGUUUAAAGUUUGAGUUGUGCUAGUUUAAUCUAGCGUGCGUCAAAUGAGUUGUGCUACUUAUGACGGGAAAUUUGAACAGUGCUAGCCUUUGUAGGGAGCGACGAUAUAGGGUAAAAUAUAAAAGCAGCGAGUUUAUACACUAUACAUGACAUGCGCGAAAAGUAUAAUUGCGCCGCUUGUUAAUUUUGACGCCUAAAUACCCGCGGCCUCUUCGAAACUGGUGUUCGUUAGAUCAUCGUUCAAAAUACUAGCUAACGGCAGUACCUCUCUAAUAAGAUGAAGAUAAAAAAUCCUUUUCCUAUAUACAUUGUUUGGAAAAAAAAGAUUGAAAAAAUUGUUCACGACUGCGUCUGUCCUUGCUGAAAAUGUCGGAUUGGCUCUUGAAAAAUCCAAUCGGAGUAUACCUCUAUAAAAUGUUAUUCAAAUAAUAAAUUUUGGGGAUUCUCGAUUGAUUAACAUCGGAAUCUCCUCGUCAUCGAAUUCUCAAGCUUUAUUAAAAUUGAUAAGCAAUAAUAUUUUUUAUAUACAUCGUUAAAAUAUUUUUAUAGAAGUUAUUUCAGAGAUACGAAAUACUGGAAUACACUUUUGAACGGAAUACCGUGCAUGAGUUUGAGAUAGAAAUUUUAAUUCCGACAGUCAGAAAUUGAAUCAGUACAUUUAGCCAUCAAAGUAAGCUUUGGUAAGCUUGCAAAUUCCCGCUCUGCUGAAGUAUGUAUGGACACGCUAGUUGAAAUUGUCGAAUUGUCUUUUUGUCGUAUUUUUAAAUUGAGUUUGACAGUCAAAUAAGGGCAGUGUACAUAAAUCAAUGGUUGUAAAAAUACAUGUUUUCAGCAAGGACGAUCGAUCGACAAUUUGUUAAAGAUAUAUAAUUGCCCAAAGAUUUGAACAAGAAUUUUCCGGCUGAAAGUUUCUGUUUGAAUUUUCAUCAUUAAUGAAAAGUGUUAAGAAGACGAACGAAUAUUCAUAUGUAAAAUAACAAAUAUCUAUUUUACAUGGUCGAUUGUAAUGCUCACCUUAUACUCCCGUAUUAUUUUUACUUCGAAAUGUAAUCGAACUUUUAAAUAGAACAGUCUUGUUUAAAUCUUCAUGUAAUUGUAAAAUUGACACAGCGAAUUAAAAGAUGAUUAAUUUUAUCAUUAUUAGUUCAUUAUCGUCGGCGUGCUCUACUUUCCGUUCGGAAAUAAUUCAAGACUGUUGAAAAAUCCUACAUUUCAUACGUGACGUUCGCUGAAUUUGCGAAAUGAAAAAUUCUUUCAUUUUUUCGCUUUUCAAAAAGAGAAGCUCACCUUCCAUUAUACUUUAUUAGAGCACUAUUUCACGUUUACUUCGGAUAUAAAAGGAACUUUCAAUAUCCUACAGAUUAACGAAUCGUUUGAAUCAUCUUCACACGAGAAAAAAAGGUUGUUUAAAUGGAACAUUGUACAAAAAUCAUGUAAUAAAAUAAAGUGAAAAAUGUUAGUACCUAGUCACAAAAAUAUAAUAUAAAAAAAUAAAAACAAAUAAAUAAAAAGAUAAGUAGACAUGACGUUUUUUUAAAUCGAUGAAUACAAGCAAUUGUGGAAUACUGAUUAUUAUUCAGUAUAAUUAUGACUUAGCCAAUGUAUGGGCUUUUGAUUCGCACAACUUUGAAUAAGGUUACAAAGUUUAAAGGGAUAACCAGAUAAAUGUAAUUAUAUAACAUACAGUAUUAUGUACAAUACAUUUUUUAUAUAUCAUAUUGUUAACUCUAUAAUAAUAAGUUUGUCAACUUAACAAAUUUUGUUACAUAUAAGCAUAUUAUUCUAUAUUAUAUAAUUAUAUUAUUGUAACGUAUAAUUUUAUUAUGCACAACAAAUUUGUUAAGGAUUAGCAGAAAUAAAAAUACAAAAUCUA
Nasonia vitripennis (jewel wasp) is the source of this 8560-nucleotide messenger RNA. RefSeq names its product leucine-rich repeat-containing protein 24. Gene Ontology annotation, molecular function: protein binding. NCBI's taxonomy places the organism in Eukaryota, Metazoa, Arthropoda, Insecta, Hymenoptera, Pteromalidae. The coding region runs from base 204 to 2423 and encodes 739 amino acids. The record is from RefSeq and is a predicted model, not a curated record. The transcript has 2 exons.